CUUCCCUGCGGAAGUGUGUGGGGUGCUGGUGGAGGAAGCUCAUACACUGUACUGUAUCAGCUAUAUAUAUAUAUAUGAUAUAUCCAUGGGAGGUCGGUGGAGCAGAUCAUUAGCGACAAGGCCUAAAACCGAAGAGGAGCAGGCAACGCUGGACAUGGCUCUCUCCAAGGCCAAGGACUUGGUCUCCUCCCACCCAGUCCUUCUCAUCAGCAAGACUUACUGUGGAUACUGCACGCGAGUCAAGCAGCUGCUGACCCAAUUAGGUGCAAAUUACACCGUAUUGGAAUUGAAUGUUGAGGGUGAUGGAGCUGAAAUUCAAUCCGCACUUGCUGAAUGGACUGGACAAAGAACUGUGCCAAAUGUUUUCAUUGGUGGAAAGCAUAUUGGUGGUUGUGACAAUGUGAUGGCGGUUCACGCAUCAGAGAAGCUGGUGCCGCUGCUAACUGAAGCUGGAGCCCUCAGUGUUGCUGCUGCAUAGGGGAGUUUCAUAGUUUGGCUUGCUUUUCUGGUGUUGUUGCAUUAUUACUUUAUCAUGUUGAGUGAGAAUAAGGGCUUCAAAAUUGUACAAUUGUUCUAUGCACAAACUCUUGUAUAUGAUAUGAUAUGAUAUGAUGCUCCAGAUACUUAAGACUGUAGUACAAGAUCUAGUCAUGUCCACUAUA
Messenger RNA from Dioscorea cayenensis subsp. rotundata (Guinea yam), 662 nucleotides. Its product is annotated as glutaredoxin-like. Gene Ontology annotation, cellular component: cytoplasm. Gene Ontology annotation, biological process: cellular response to oxidative stress. NCBI's taxonomy places the organism in Eukaryota, Viridiplantae, Streptophyta, Magnoliopsida, Dioscoreales, Dioscoreaceae. Gene Ontology annotation, molecular function: glutathione disulfide oxidoreductase activity. The coding region runs from base 86 to 478 and encodes 130 amino acids. The record is from RefSeq and is a predicted model, not a curated record. The transcript has 4 exons.